Molecule: messenger RNA, 1152 nt
Organism: Ipomoea triloba (trilobed morning glory)
Lineage: Eukaryota; Viridiplantae; Streptophyta; Magnoliopsida; Solanales; Convolvulaceae
Exons: 7
Coding region: 263-1096 (277 amino acids)
Biological process (GO): DNA-templated transcription; transcription initiation at RNA polymerase II promoter; maintenance of transcriptional fidelity during transcription elongation by RNA polymerase II
Cellular component (GO): RNA polymerase II, core complex
Molecular function (GO): zinc ion binding; DNA-directed RNA polymerase activity; nucleic acid binding
Source: RefSeq, a predicted model, not a curated record
CUAAUGUGGUUGGCAACACCUUUUCUAUGUGGUUUAGCAUGGCUAUGGAAUGUUUGACUGAGGAUUUAAUUGUGUUGGUUGUGGCUGUAUUGCAUCAAUUUUGUCGCCGGCUGUCCAUUAGUAUAUAUAUAAAUGCCAUUAUGUCCCGCACUCCACUCGUUCCAGUAUUCCUUCACCAAUAUAAUUCAUCUCCCGCGUAUUAGCAGCGAAGCAAGAAUUGAACCAAAGGCGAUUCAGGAAUAGGAACAAAGACUUUCCAAAAAUGAGUACUGUGAAGUUUUGCUGUGAAUGCAACAACAUUCUGUACCCAAAGGAAGACAAAGCUAGGAAGAUCCUCCUCUAUGCAUGUCGCAAUUGUGAUCACCAGGAGGUAGCUGAUAACAACUAUGUCUACAGAAAUGUAGUAGAACAUUCAGUUGAUGAGCUCACACAAGUCUUGCAGGAUGUAACUGAAGAUCCAACGCUCCCUCGUACAAAAGCUGUGCGUUGUGCUGAAUGUGGUCAUGGAGAGGCUGUAUUCUUCCAGGUCCUUAUUUUUGUAACCCCGUUUUAUGAUUUGAGUGCUCAAAAUUGUUUAAAUCUCCAGGCCAUGUGCUUUUACUUGGUUCUGAUCAGGACUAGUAAGCUAUUGUGGAAUCUUAAUCUUAGUUAUUCUACCAUACCUGGCUUUCACUCCAUUGUUGUUCUGCCUGUAGGGGCUAUUUUUGAACCGCGAACCAAAAGCGAUUCAGGAACAGGAACAAAGGCAAAAAUGAGUACUAUGAAGUUUUGCUGUGAAUGCAACAACAUUCUGUACCCAAAGGAAGACAAACCUCGGAAGAUCCUCCUCUAUGCAUGUCGCAAUUGUGAUCACCAGGAGGUAGCUGAUAAGAACUGUGUCUACAAAAAUAAGAUAUUACAUUCUGUUGGUGAGCGCACACAAGUCUUAGAGGAUGUAACUGCAGAUCCAACGCUCCCUCGUACAAAAUCAGUGCGUUGUGCUGAAUGUGGUCAUGGAGAGGCUGUAUUCUUUCAGGCUGCUUCUAGGGGAGAAGAAGCAAUAACUCUGUUUUUUGUCUGCUGCAACCCCAACUGUCUCCACAGAUGGAGGGACUAACAUGAUGCAUGCUGGGUUCAUGAUUAUUUAAGAAGUCUUAUUUUAUUAUAUUACGC